Messenger RNA from Hevea brasiliensis (rubber tree), 990 nucleotides. RefSeq lists its product as uncharacterized. Bases 1 to 990 code for a protein of 329 amino acids. The record is from RefSeq and is a predicted model, not a curated record. NCBI's taxonomy places the organism in Eukaryota, Viridiplantae, Streptophyta, Magnoliopsida, Malpighiales, Euphorbiaceae. The transcript has 5 exons.
AUGGCGCGAGGUAGACAUACUAUUGUUGUUUCCCAAACACCAUUUACUAGUGAGGAAGGUGAGCCUUUGACACCUCAUUCACAACAGUCAGUCCAAGCUGACACACAUGUGGUUGGCCAAGAGGAUACACCUAUAGAUGGCCAAGAGACUUUACCUGAUAGUUCACAAGGUUCUCAUCCUGAACCAGAAUUGGAGAUUGAUUCAGUAGGGUUUUCUGUCGGAUCUGCAGCAGCUCGAGUGAUCAUGAACUCCUUCAAGCAGCGGAUACACCCUGCAGGUGUCAUGUGGAAGACUGUUCCAAAAGAAACCAAGGACUUUUACUGGGAGGAAUUCAAGAAAAAAUAUUACUGGACUACUGCUGAGGAACUAGGGGUAAAGGUUUGUUGGCAAGCAAAGGCUGCUGAAAGGUACAAGGACAUGAUAUCUUAUUUCAAGGCAAAGAGAAAAAAGCCCCAAUAUGUUAGUGAAGAAGAGAAAGAUUUGGGUCGAAGGCCCAACUGGUAUGAGUUGUUUGUUCAAACUCAUACUCGCAAUCAUGACAAAGAAAAAUUUGUGGAUGAAAAGUCGAGGCAAAUAAAUGAAGCGAUAGUGGCUAGAAGGGAAGAGCUCCAACAAACUACAUCUGACACCAUCGAUGAGAAUCAAAUUUAUUUGGAUGUUGUUGAGGCUAGCCAGAAGAGACGGAUGGUGUAUGGGCUUGGAUCACAAUCAUCUGUCAUUUACCAUUCACAUCGAGCAUCUUCUUCUAGGGGGUCCUCAUCACAUGAUCCUCAAUCUACUGUUUUACAACAAGAAGUAGAACAUUUGAAGAAGCAACUUGAAGAAGAGAGGCAACAAAGGCAAGCAGAGAAACAAGCUAUUACAGAGCAAUUUGAGACACGUUUGGAAGACAUGAGAAAAACAAUGAUGGAGGAGAUGAUGAGAUUAGUCAGAGGCUUACCAUUACCUCUACCUCCAACUUCACCUCCACCUCCACCAGAUCAGGAUUGA